ACCGCGUUUCGGCCGUCGGAAAUUGAGCAGUAUGUGCACAAUGCAAUCGUGCACCCAUCGCUCAUCGGUAAGAAAGCUCAAGCUGUGCUCGAAUCCUCGAAGCAAGGACCGCGGACCAAGUUUCUCGGAACCCCGUCUGUAUUACGUCUGUCGUACGACCUCAGUUUCGGCAUCCGAGGGCUCUCUCUGAUGCAUUUCCGCCGAUUCUUCCAAGAACUCGAGCAACAAUCGGCCGUGGACUCGGUAAACAUGACCAACUUUGGCAGGUCCAACGCACUCCAGCCCGCGACGCCACCGAAGAAUAUCGACGAGAUAGUUGACGCAUUCAAAACGCUGCUGUAUUUUGCGGAAGGGUUCUACAACACCACGGUCUGCAACUUUAUCAGGACCGCUACCUGUAGCAUGCUGGUCUUCUGGAUCAACUCGAAGCUGGGAAAGUUUCGCAGUCAACUCAUCACAUCGGACCUCGCGACAGCUUCGCUCAUCGGACGGGAGUUCACACGGAAUGACGGUCAUCUGAUGGAGCUCUAUCAAGCCCGGCACGACCGCCAAAUGGCCUCGCUCGUGCCAUGCAAAUCUAGCCGAGCACCGGCCAGCAAUAACUCGACUCAGCAACGGCAAGGGCGAAGUCAGAAAGUGUCAGCCGUCCCACGUGACCUGCUAGCACUAUUGCCAAAACAAGGCAACAAGUCCAUGUGCAUGCGCUACCUGUCCAAGAAGGGGUGUACCGGUCCAGCGCUAGGGCAAUGUUUCGACCUGAACAGGGCCCACUUCAAGCCUCUCGCUCUUCCCGCCGACGCGAAACAGUUUAUCGACAAAAAUUUCCUCGGCCUGGCUGCAGAGUUCCAGGACUUGUGA
Phytophthora sojae is the source of this 858-nucleotide messenger RNA. RefSeq lists its product as hypothetical. The transcript is spliced from 2 exons. Lineage: Eukaryota; Oomycota; Peronosporomycetes; Peronosporales; Peronosporaceae. The record is from RefSeq and is a predicted model, not a curated record. The annotation marks the transcript as partial.